Messenger RNA from Paramacrobiotus metropolitanus, 1718 nucleotides. Its product is annotated as doublesex- and mab-3-related transcription factor A2-like. The record is from RefSeq and is a predicted model, not a curated record. Gene Ontology annotation, molecular function: DNA-binding transcription factor activity, RNA polymerase II-specific; RNA polymerase II cis-regulatory region sequence-specific DNA binding. Gene Ontology annotation, biological process: regulation of transcription by RNA polymerase II; sex differentiation. Bases 159 to 1535 code for a protein of 458 amino acids. Lineage: Eukaryota; Metazoa; Tardigrada; Eutardigrada; Parachela; Macrobiotidae. Gene Ontology annotation, cellular component: nucleus. The transcript has 3 exons.
CAGACUUUCACAAUCGGAAUAGACUUUCUUGUGGCCGAGCUGCGUCUUAAGUAACGGCUUUUGUGUAGCGAGAUACACUGAAGUUUUUGAAAUAAUAGUGUUUUUGAUACCGGCAACCGAUAUUAUUUGCCGUUAACGGGGUGAAAAUAUAAUUGACAAUGUUGCAGUCGCGUCUGUCCUUUGGGGCACCGGUUCCCACAUCCAUGGCGACCAAUUCCAAUAUGCUGAAUUUCCCCGCCGGCCGUGUUCCACCCGGUUUGUCGGCGCAUCGCAGUCAGCCGUUCCCCGCACCCAGCCUGUCGCCCCCGGGGAACACCGGGACAGGUGGAUAUUUCGUGCCGCACCCCACCACCGAGAAGGGCGCCCGCAAGCCGAAAUGUGCACGCUGUCGCAAUCACGGCAUGGUGUCCUGGCUGAAAGGGCACAAACGCCACUGCCGCUUCAAGGACUGCGUUUGCGCCAAGUGCAAUCUGAUUGCCGAACGACAGCGUGUGAUGGCAGCACAGGUGGCGCUGAAACGGCAGCAAGCCGCGGAAGACGCCAUCGCCAUCGGAAUCCAGGCUAUUGCUACCGGCCGCAACUUGGGAUAUCUGCCACCGGGUCCUAUUUUUGGCGAGAGGGGAUCGUCCGAUAAUCAAUCUGAAUCCCGCUCGAACCGUACGGAAAACAGCCGACAAACCAAUGCACAAGAAACACCGGAAAGAAGUACUGGUAGUAAGACAGGGUCACAGUCGAAAGAUUACGAUUUCACCGACAGCCGAUCUCCAUCGCCAUCCUUCUCGUCCGACCGCGACGACAGUUCCAUCGAGGCGGUAUCCCCAUCCGCAGCUAAAAUCCCCGACGAAAUUCCGCGCGAAAAAUUGACCCCAUCCUUACCCGCAUCGCCACGCGAAGCGGCGCCGCGCAAACGCAAAUCCUUGUCCCCCGAACCGGUCAAAUUCCUCAAAGAACGCAAACCGCUUGAAACCAGUAAACCGGGGAGAAAAGAGGCGGACAUGAACGACAACGCCACCAAACUGCAGAUGCUGCACCGCAUCUUCCCGCAGCAGUCCACCGCCGCGCUGCAGCUGACGCUCAACGGCUGCCACGGCGAUCUGUGCAAAGCCAUCGAGCAGCUUUUCUCCAGCAACGAUCUCCCGCGCUGCGCCGACUACGAGAAGAAACCUGCCAUGAACGCCUCGCCGCCCGUGAAAUCCGCCUUCAGUCCGCUGUUGCCCGGCAAUUUGAUGGGCUAUCCGCACUUCCCUGUUCACAGCCCGUCCAUGUUCACAUCGGCCGCAGCGCAUUUCCACCCGUUUCUGCUGCCAAACUGUGCGCCAGCGGGCGUCGUACAGGGGAACACUGCAGCGGCGCCGUAUUACCCGCAGCGCACACUGGAGCGCAGUAUGCUGUGGCAGCCGUACAAUUACGUGCCGAAACGGAUGAAACCGGGAAAUACGGAGGCGCGCUGUAAUAAGCGGGAUAUACACGAUAGCGGCAGCGAACGCGGCAUCAGCCGGAGUUCGGAUGGGGAUUUUACGGAAAUGUCCAGCUAAAUUAAACCAUAUAUAUUAUGCGCUUUUGGAAUCUUCAUUGUAAUGCAUACUUUUAUAGUGCAAUACGUAAUUUUACUGCUUCGACUGCUACUGUUCACUGCCUUGCAAAGCAUUGAAUCGCCGUUAUACGCUGCGGGUAAUCUGAUGACAAAAUCCGAUACAUUUUCAAGUAUGAAUGCUUGC